Portunus trituberculatus (swimming crab) is the source of this 3994-nucleotide messenger RNA. RefSeq names its product differentially expressed in FDCP 8 homolog A-like (gene DEF8). The coding region runs from base 183 to 1898 and encodes 571 amino acids. The transcript has 12 exons. The record is from RefSeq and is a predicted model, not a curated record. Lineage: Eukaryota; Metazoa; Arthropoda; Malacostraca; Decapoda; Portunidae.
CAACAACGCCAUAGAACAGUUGAGUCUACCACCGCCACACCUCGCUCUCCCACCAACUGACACACCACACACGUUUUCUCUCAAGCAAAAUGUAAACAUCAGAGUGCAUCAUUGACAACUUUUUUUUGCUAUCAGUAUUUUGUGUGUCCUGCGUCAUGUGACAGUCAGGUGCCCCACCAAGCAUGUCAGAGGAGCUGGAGAGGAGCGAUGGGGGCGGGCGUGCAGUGGGUGUGGUGUCAGGCGUGGUGUCAGGUGUGGCGUCAAGUGUGGCUAGCGUGGCGUCGUCUGUAUCACAUGGUGUUGGGGAUGUGGUGCACACUGUGGCCACGGGAAUGGGGGAUGUUGUGCUGGUGCUAGGUGUUGGGGGCACAGUACAGCAAGUGACAUCAGGGGUGAAACGUCUCCUUACUGAUCCCCCAGACUCCCCUAUGGCCAGGGGGGUUAUGAAAGGAAGAGGAGAAGAGGAGGAGGAGGAGGAGGAGGAGGAAGAGUGCCCUGGUGUUCUUCCUCCAACACCUCGCAAUUCAACUCUGUCACCAUACACAGAUGACACAUACAGUGAUUUGAGUCCAGGCACUGAUUCAGAGGCAGCAGCAGAAGAAGCAGCCAUCAACCAUGAGCUGGGACUGUCAGAGGAUCACUUUUCAAAGCCAGAGGAGAGCAUAUUGAACAUGACUAAGGAGAAUGUGGAGAACAAUAUUGAAAAGUGCAAGGCAUUGAUCCUCCAGUGUGAAGAGUCUACCUCUCGCCGGCGGGCCCUCGUGCACAAGCUUAUUCAACUCAGACUCAGACUACAGGAGAUGCACGACACAGCUGAGAUCGCCUCCACUGGUGUGCUGGUCAAGAUGGGGCACCACCUGCAGCCCCAGAAGCCGCCACUCACUCGUGCCUCAAAGCAGUACUGUGACAAGUGUGCUCACAUCAUCUGGGGGGUGAUUCACAUCUCCUAUGUUUGUUCCUUGUGUGAUUACAGGUGUCAUGGCAGGUGUGUAGAGGAUACCAUUCGCAGGUGUGCCAGUACCAGGGUUACUGAGGACCCCAUGUACAUUCUACGCAUUUGCCCUGAAGUGGGGCUAGCAUCCCAGAACUACAAGUGUGCCGAGUGUAAAAGAAUCAUAACAAACAGAUACACUGUAGGUUCAAAGGCAAAGACAGGAGGGAAGAAGUGCUCAGUCCAUCCAAGGGGCUUCUCUUGUUUUGGUGAUCCCAUGCGACAAGAAAGUGCAUGGAGCGAGCCACGGCGAUGUGACUACACAGGCCUCUACUACUGCCCAGCCUGCCACUGGGGAUCCCGGGUGGUGCUGCCGGCCAGGGUACUUCACAACUGGGACUUUGAGGAGCGGGGAGUGAGUCGACAGGCAAAGCAGUUCCUUGCCCUGAUGAGAAACAAGCCUGUGCUAGACUUAGAGAAACUCAAUCUUCACCUUUUCAAAUUUGUGGAAGAACUCAUUACUGUGAAGAAACUUCGUGAGGACAUCUUGCUCAUGAAGCGCUACCUGGGGACCUGCCGGGCUGCCCAGGAGACACGUAUGCUCCGCCAGCUGGAGGAGAGGCAGCAUUUUGUUGAGAACUCACACAUGUAUUCUCUGCAAGACCUUGUAGAUGCUGAGUCUGGAGUGCUGGUAACUUACCUACAGAAAGUCCACCAGACUUUCUCAGAACACAUCAAAACAUCUUGUCUGGUUUGUCAGGGAAAGGGUUACAUCUGUGAGAUUUGUGAUGUUAGUGACAUAAUUUUCCCAUUUGAUGGAGGAGUCGUUGUAUGUGAUGGUUGCUCCACUGUGCUGCAUCACCUGUGUUACACCAACAGGGGCUCCAAAUGUCCCAGAUGUGUCCGGCAGGAGGCCAGGCGUAGGCAGGAAACAACAGGGGACAGAGUAGGGGUCGGAAGAAGGUGAGAGAUCCCACAGUUUGAGUAGAAACAAGAAGGCAAAUUCAUCAUCUUGUUUAUUAUUUGAGUUUGAGGAUGUUUUGCCCUCUGAAUUGCUGAUGAGGUGUGUUUAGAAGUGCAUCACAGGAUUUGUUUGAAGAUUUUUGUUCCAGGAUUUUAUUUGAAAGAUAUUCGUGAUAAUAUUGACAACUUGUAAGUGAAUUCAUGAAUAAUGAACUUUCAAUACUUAUAAAUGUUAAGUUGUACAUGUUAAGUUUAAAGAUACUUAAAACUGCUCCAAACAUUCUUACAUAUAAGUGUACUAUGAAAGAAAGUGUAAUUCUGUACAUAAAGAUUACUAAAUGUAGAAACUUCUAAGACAUAUUUGAAGUUCAUUGUAGAAAUCUGGCUAUAUGUAACAGAUGAGAGAGAGAGAGAGAGAGAGAGAGAGAGAGAGAGAGAGAGAGAGAGAGAGAGAGAGAGAGAGAGUUGUUCUAUAAGAAGGAAAGCAUGGAGUGCAUUGCCAUUGUGCAAGUUUGCUGAGUGUGCCUAAGUGUACAAGCUUGGUGACCAUUGACACUAGGCAGUGCAGUGAACUGUAAUACAGUACAGAAUAACAGGUUGGCAUUUUGUGGUGUUGAUUGUGUGAAUUUUUCUACCAAUAUGGAUAAUUUCCUUUUGUUUUGUCCUGUGACAAAGAAAAGACUAGUCAGUCAUGAGGUCUGAGGGUUGCAUCAUAGCACUCCCUUAUGCUACCCAACAUCUCUUUUGAAAAUGUGCAUGCAGUAUACUUUAAUUAAGAACAUAUCACUAUUAAUCAUGUACACAGGCACCAAUAACAAAUGUUGGUGCUUGGUUUCUGAUGGAAAAUGCUGCUACAAACACACAAGCAGCAAUGAUAAUGAUAAUUACAAAUAUUCUUAAAGAAUAGACCUGCCUAGUUUUUGACUGUUUUGAUGGAUAGCUGGCCAAAGCAUGAUAUUGGAACCAUCAGUACCUGUGACUAUAACUAUAGUGUGUAUAUGCAUAUGCAAAAGUAAUGAAAAGGCAAAGAUUCUAUAAAUUUACCAAAUAGAAUUUUGUCAAAACUGGAUUUAAAAAAAAAACCAUUCCUAAUAUGCAAAUAUGAUACAACACUAAUCUCUUAACUAUUCUUCCUGAAGUGUUACCAAUGUACAGAUUUGUUCUUCAUUAUUUCACCUACGUUACCUCUUGAAAGGAAAUCUGUUUAUAUUUUUCCUUGUAUUUUGUGUGUAUAAUAUCCUAAUUUGUUCUUUUAAAUGUUUUCAGCAGUCAUGAACCUUUGUUUUACAUGAUUUGGACAGUGAUGUGGCUGUGCAUGAACUGCAUGAACUUAUUGUCUUAGUUCAAGUUGUCAAUAAUUUUGUAGAUACACUGGCAAGUGUUCUUUGCUCUUCUGGAAGUUUUCAGUAAAACAAAAGUUAAUGCUACUGCUGCUGCUGCUGCUGCUGCUACUAAAUCUUAGUACUGUAUAAAAGUUUCUUUGGGGAAUUUCCAGACACACAUAGUUUCUGUGUGAUUAUGAAUAUUUUCCCCACAUAGUAUUAUCAUGGUUUUUUUUUUUUUUUGUGACAGCUAUUUUCAUAAAUUUUUAACCCUAAUUUGGAUUUUUUUUUCACAUUCAGGCUGGUAUGGUUUUCUUAAAAAAAAAAAAAAGGGGAAAUAAGCCAGAAAUGUGAAUGUUUUGUUUAUACACAAGAAAUGAAUAUUUCCAGAGGUUGGUAAGGGUCCUGUCAUGAGGAGGCUAACAUUUAUUGUAUGAUGUUAGAUGAGAGGUGACAGUCACAGGCUUGGGUUUGCUAGACAGUGGUUGCAUUCCCAUGACCUUCCUGUGGCUCUUUCUAGUGUGGUGCAUGUACAGACAUGUGCUUGCUGCUUCAUACUUAAUCUCUACCUUUUUGUAAAUUCCAUUAUUGUACAUUUUCAUAUACUUAAGUGUUUACAGCAUUGUAAGACUUGGAAGCUUGAAUGACUCACCACAACAGUGAGUAUAUACUAUGAGUGUGUAACAUUAUACUAUCAUAAAAAUUAUAGGAAACUAUUUUCAUACAAAAGUAAGAUAUAAUCCCCCGGAAAAAAAAAUAAUAAAUGUAAAAUGAUUUC